This is a messenger RNA of Echinostoma caproni, 285 nucleotides long. The record is from the annotation of a GenBank genome assembly. Lineage: Eukaryota; Metazoa; Platyhelminthes; Trematoda; Plagiorchiida; Echinostomatidae.
AUGCGUGCUGAGGAUGGCUGGGUCCCACUCUUGGAUAUUGGUACCCACUACAUCGUUUUACCACGUUUAAAGGUUUUCGACUGUGGUGAUGAUGCGGAUACUGACUUGGAUUGUGAGGAUGAUGGUGAUGAUGAUGAUGAUGAUGAUGAUGAUGAUGAUGAUGAUGAUGAUGAUGAAGAUAACUCGGAUGAUGAUGAGGAAUAUUUCCUUCGGGGGCUGACCAUAUUUGCGUGUCAUGGUCAGUUUUACUUUGUCGUUGAACAAGUGAUCUCGUCUUCAACCUGA